Bolinopsis microptera is the source of this 1839-nucleotide messenger RNA. RefSeq names its product zinc finger protein 277-like. The transcript has 8 exons. The record is from RefSeq and is a predicted model, not a curated record. NCBI's taxonomy places the organism in Eukaryota, Metazoa, Ctenophora, Tentaculata, Lobata, Bolinopsidae. Bases 150 to 1313 code for a protein of 387 amino acids.
AUUUGAUAGGCUGAUGAGUUUCAUAAUGUGAUUUCUUGCAGUCAUCAUCCUUUCCUCAAGUCCUAUGUUAGAAAACCUGCUAAGCCUGCUUGUUAGGGAGUGCUUCUUGGCACCCACUUGUGCUAAAACAACUGUUUAAUUCAAGUACAAUGUCAACAUCAACUCCUCCUCUUGACGGACCAUGUCUUUUGGGAGAUUGUACUUUCAACUGGAAUACAUCAAAGAAGGCAGAGGAUACGAUACUGCCUCACCUGUUAUCAGAGCACAAAGUGGUCAUAGCCUCCGUGGACACAGUGUACAACAUGCAACAAUACCUUCAUUACUGGAGAAACAAAGUUCAUGGAACAAACUUGGCUGAGCACUUGCACGGAAUUAAUGUCCACAAGAAAGAAGGAGACAGUUACCCUGAGUUGUAUUACAUGCUGAAUGACACGUCUCAGGAGGACAAAACUCUGAGGCGCAGGAUAUACAAUGAAACAUUGAUCAAAGUUUUAAAACAACAGCAGGAAGAACGAGAAUGUGAGAGUUUGAAUAUUGACUGUCUUUUCUGUCCUGACAAGCUAAAAGGAAACAGAUUCAAAAUAUCAGAACAUUUGUACCACGAACACAGCUUUACCCUGGGCCAUCCUGACAAUUUGGUGUAUACUGCUCAAUUCAUAGAGCACCUGCGCAGUAAGAUGGUACGGGCAGAAUGUUUGUACUGUGAUAAAACAUUUCGAGAUUACAAAACUCUUAGGGAACACAUGAGGAAGAAAUUACACAAGAAGUUAAAUCCUAGCAACACAGAAUUUGACAAGUAUUACAUCGUAAACUACCGAGAAUUUGGAAAGAGUUGGAAGACUUUGAGUAAAGACGAUAAUGAUGGUUCAGACCCCCGGAAUGGAAGUCCAACUGAAGAAGACUGGUCAGACUGGGAAGGCUCAGCUCCGGAGAUACAGUGCUUAGUGUGCAGUGUAGUUUACUCCAAGUUUACUGCUAUCAAACAACACAUGAGAUCCCAACACCGCAUAGACUUGGACAGCUUGUGUAACGGCAUGUCUUAUUACAAGCAGGUAAAACUGAUAAACUAUAUCCGGUAUCUUAUAAUGGACUCAGACUGCCCCUUCUGCGACCAAUCAUCGCUACCUGAUAUAUCCAAACACUUGCUAACUCAUAUGAACAUAACAUCUAUGUCACACGAACGUUUCAAUGAUGACCGGUAUCUGUUUCCUGCGCUGGAUAACGAUUUUAUGUUGUGUUGUUUAAAGGAUGUACUUGUAGAGGGAGAGGAUGUUUUGGUUAUUCCUGAGGAUAUCCCACAACCUCACACGUGACACCAUUAAGGUGGUGCGUCAUACGUCCACAUAGUCAACCUUCAGAGACAUGAUAAAAUUAUAGCGCUUUCUCGUUGAGGAGGUUGCUCUUACCAGUUCAGCUUUCUUUGAGUUUGAGGGUGGUGUGUAUAUAUAUGUAGCGGUACUGAGUUACAAAGGUUCCUCUUGUGCAAUCUCUCCAAUCACUAGGACUAUUUUGUUACUUUUGAUUUUGCAAUUGGUUUUAUGAAAUUAUAAAUGGAAUAUAUUCUUAUUUUAUGACUUUAUUGUUUAUCAUAAUAUGAUAAACAAUGAAAUAUUGUGUAUAAAGUAGAAUGGAUUCCAUGAAAUGUUUAUAAUACAGGAUUUUCAAAAAAGGCAACCAUGUGAUCAGUGUUAAUAACCCACAAAUUAUUCUACAGUUGUUCAGGCAAGGUGGUUCCGCCGCGCCGUGCAGCUCCUCAAUGCCUUGAACUUUUGGGAGUCGAUUCGGUUUCAAAUUCUGAACAUAAUGCACUAAUUAUAAACGACAAAGUUCCAUAAGCUC